Drosophila teissieri is the source of this 2053-nucleotide messenger RNA. RefSeq names its product probable nucleoporin Nup54 (gene Nup54). The transcript has 5 exons. Gene Ontology annotation, molecular function: structural constituent of nuclear pore. The record is from RefSeq and is a predicted model, not a curated record. NCBI's taxonomy places the organism in Eukaryota, Metazoa, Arthropoda, Insecta, Diptera, Drosophilidae. Gene Ontology annotation, biological process: NLS-bearing protein import into nucleus; nuclear pore organization; protein localization to nuclear inner membrane. Gene Ontology annotation, cellular component: nuclear pore; nuclear pore central transport channel. Bases 167 to 1999 code for a protein of 610 amino acids.
GAGAGCACAUUCACAAUCUGGUAACACUGCUAGAAAGCGCCAAAAUUUUACGUUUAUUAGGAUUAAGACUAAUUUUACUACAAUAAAAUAGAGAUAUACAAAUUCGGCCCUUAGGAAAGGCAACCCGAACUCUGCGGCAAAGUAUCAUCCUUGAGAAUUCCGCAUCAUGUCCUUCUUCGGAGCCAACACGUCGCUGGGAGCAACAAGCACGCCGACCAAAACAACCGGUGGCCUCUUUGGAUCGCCGUUUGGCGGCACCCCAGCAGCCAGCCAGCCAGCACCCGCUUUCGGAACACAGGCUACAUCGACUCCGGCUUUUGGCGCCCAACCGGCGGCAUCUGCCUUUGGAGCAGGUUCCGCCUUCGGGGCAACCGCUGCAGCCCCGGCUUUUGGUGCCGCCACAGCAACAUCUGCCUUCGGCGGCUCCGCCUUUGGCAGUGCUCCGGCCUUUGGAGCGGCGACGACCACAACAGCGGCCACGGGUCUUGGAGGAGGCGGGUUUGGCGGAUUUGGAGCAGCUCCGGCUACGAGUCAGCCCAGUCUGUUCGGCGCUCCAGCGACUAGUGCAGCACCACCUGCAUUCAGCGGAUUCGGCCAACAGGCAGCUGCGAGUACAGCGCCCGCAAGUGGAUUUUCAGGCUUUGGAACAACCACCACCUCGGCACCUGCUUUUGGCGGUUUCGGCACCAACCAGUCCACUGGCUUUGGGGGCGGAGCCUUCGGAUCCACCUUUGGAAAACCAGCGAACACAACAGUUACGCCGGGAUUCGGUGGAUUCGGCGGCACCAGCUUCAUGCUUGGACAGCCGCAACAGCAGCCAGCGCCCAUUUCGGCCGACGAGGCGUUUGCCCAAUCCAUUCUAAACGUGUCCAUUUUUGGCGAUGAUCGGGACAAAAUAGUGGCUAAAUGGAACUACUUGCAGGCUACGUGGGGCACUGGGAAGAUGUUUUAUUCCCAGAGUGCGGCGCCGGUAGACAUUACGCCGGAAAACGUGAUGUGCCGGUUCAAGGCCAUAGGUUACAGUCGGAUGCCGGGCAAGGAUAACAAGUUGGGACUGGUGGCUCUUAACUUCUGCAGAGAACUCUCAGCCGUUAAGCCACACCAGCAACAAGUGGUUCAAACGCUUCACAGCUUAUUUGGCAGCAAGCCCAACAUGCUGGUUCACAUCGAUUCCAUUAAGGAGCUAGAGAACAAGAAGUGUCAAAUGGUUAUCUACGUGGAGGAGAAACUACAGCAUGCUCCCAACGAAAGCAAGCGCAUAUUGGCCACGGAACUCUCCAACUACCUAAAUCAGGCAUCGCUGAAACCUCAGCUAAAUAAUCUUGGCGUUGUGGAGGCUUUGGCUCUGGUAUUACCCGACGAGGACCAAUUAAAGGAGUACCUUGAAAAUCCACCCCGAGGCGUGGAUCCGCGCAUGUGGCGUCAGGCGAAUUCCGACAAUCCAGAUCCUAGUAAAUUUAUUCCAGUGCCAAUGGUGGGCUUUAACGACUUGAAGUGGCGCGUUAAGUGCCAGGAGCAAGAAACAGACACGCAUGCAUUGUACAUUAAAAAGGUGGAGAGUGAGCUGACAGAACUCAGGCAGCGCCACGCCACGGCUACAGCGAAGAUUCUUGAACAUAAACGGAAACUUGCCGAGCUUGGCCAUCGCAUACUAAGGAUAAUAGUGAAGCAAGAGUGCACCCGCAAGGUAGGCACAUCCUUGACGCCCGAGGAGGAGGCCAUGCGAACCAAGCUGCAGAACAUGCAGGCUGUCGUGUCCGCACCCACCCAAUUCAAGGGCCGACUCAGUGAGCUGCUCUCCCAGAUGCGCAUGCAGCGCAAUCAGUUCGCCGCCAACGGAGGGGCCGAGUAUGCCCUCGACAAGGAAGCGGAGGACGAGAUGAAGACCUUCCUGACCAUGCAGCAACGCGCUAUGGAAGUGCUGAGCGACACCGUCAAUAAGGACCUGAAGGCACUGGAUGUUAUAAUUAAGGGACUGCCCGAGCUGCGACAAUCGUGAUAGAAAAAGGAAUGAGAUGAUAUGUUGAAUAAAUCCCACAUAUGUUUAACACAA